ACAAACGAAAUACUCUCAUUUCUUAAGGGAGAAAGAUCGAUCAUUUGAGAAAAUUAAAAACCCUAGACUCGCUGCGACUAUUCUCUUCCUCUCUCUAUAUUUCUCUGAUCGAUUUUUCAUUUUUUUUUACCGUAAGACAAAAAUCGAAAGUAUGAGGGGAUUGGUGAACAAGCUCGUGUCUAGAUCUCUCUCCGUCUCCGGCAAAUGGCAGCACCAACAGCUUCGCCGUCUCAACAUCCACGAGUACCAGGGAGCAGAGCUGAUGGGUAAAUACGGAGUAAACGUGCCCAAUGGAGUCGCUGUUUCUUCUCUCGAUGAAGUUAAAAACGCUAUCGAACAAGUUUUCCCUAAUGAAACCGAGUUGGUCGUUAAGAGCCAGAUCUUGGCUGGUGGAAGAGGUCUCGGGACUUUCAAGAGUGGUCUUCAAGGUGGUGUUCACAUUGUCAAACGUGAUCAGGUUCAAGAUAUUACUGGAAAGAUGCUUGGGCAAGUACUCGUCACCAAACAAACUGGUCCUCAAGGCAAAGUAGUCAGCAAGGUCUACUUGUGUGAGAAAUUGUCACUUGUCAAUGAGAUGUACUUUUCCAUUAUUCUCGACCGUAAAUCUGCUGGACCGUUGAUAAUUGCCUGUAAGAAGGGUGGUACCAGCAUUGAAGAUCUUGCUGAGAAGUUCCCUGACAUGAUUAUUAAGGUACCGAUCGAUGUAUUUGCAGGAAUUACAGAUGAAGAUGCUGCCAAGGUUGUGGAUGGUCUGGCUCCAAAAGCUGCUGACAGAAAAGAUUCGAUUGAACAAGUGAAGAAGCUUUACGAACUCUUCCGCAAGAGUGACUGCACAAUGUUGGAAAUCAACCCUCUCGCUGAGACAUCCACGAACCAAUUGGUAGCUGCUGAUGCUAAGUUGAACUUUGAUGAUAAUGCUGCUUUCCGUCAGAAAGAGAUUUUUGCCCUUCGUGAUCCAACACAGGAGGAUCCGCGAGAGGUGGCUGCUGCAAAAGUGGACCUGAACUAUAUCGGUUUAGAUGGAGAGAUUGGCUGCAUGGUGAAUGGUGCUGGAUUGGCCAUGGCAACCAUGGACAUCAUUAAACUCCACGGUGGGACUCCCGCAAAUUUCCUUGACGUUGGUGGAAACGCUUCUGAACACCAGGUGGUGGAGGCGUUUAAGAUACUGACAUCGGACGAUAAAGUGAAAGCAAUAUUGGUGAACAUAUUCGGUGGGAUAAUGAAAUGUGAUGUGAUUGCUAGUGGAAUUGUGAAUGCUGCUAAAGAGGUGUCACUGAAAGUACCAGUGGUGGUUCGUCUGGAAGGAACAAAUGUUGAACAAGGAAAGAGAAUCCUCAAGGAAAGUGGGAUGAAACUCAUAACAGCUGAUGAUUUGGAUGACGCAGCAGAGAAAGCUGUAAAGGCAUUAGCUAAUUAGGCUAAAAGGGGUUGUUUUUAUACAAAAAAAAGCUAUUUGUUGAGAGAUUUUUUUUCUAUGGUUUCUAGGCCAUUUCUAUGUGGUUGAGGCAAUUGCAUAUUUGUUGCCGAUAUAAUUUGCUGAAACAGAUCAAUAAUGUUAUUGAUGAAAAUUUAAUUUUUCAUCAAAAAAUUGUUCUUAAA
This is a messenger RNA of Raphanus sativus (radish), 1599 nucleotides long. RefSeq names its product succinate--CoA ligase [ADP-forming] subunit beta, mitochondrial. Lineage: Eukaryota; Viridiplantae; Streptophyta; Magnoliopsida; Brassicales; Brassicaceae. The record is from RefSeq and is a predicted model, not a curated record. Gene Ontology annotation, biological process: tricarboxylic acid cycle; succinyl-CoA metabolic process. The transcript has 11 exons. Gene Ontology annotation, molecular function: succinate-CoA ligase (ADP-forming) activity; ATP binding. Gene Ontology annotation, cellular component: succinate-CoA ligase complex; mitochondrion. Bases 152 to 1417 code for a protein of 421 amino acids.